UCUUGAGAGAACUAUUUUAAGAAAAAAGAAGAAAUUGCAACCUAACAGAAUUUACGCUUAUUUCUAUCUUCCUUCCGAUUUCCUUUUUCUCAUAUUUUUGUACUUUCUUUCUCUUUCCAUUUUAAACUUUUCUUUUUGUUUUUCUUCCUUCUUUAAUCUUCCUUCAAUGUCAUUCAAAUUAUUACAUCUUCCACUUCAAGGUACACCGUACAACACACACCUCCAUUCUUCUCACUUCAACUCAACCUCCUCCAUUAACAUGUAAUAAACUCGAUCUCUUUGAUUUGCUGUUGUUAGUUCAUGGACCACUUUGGCCACCCCACCGAUGAUGGUGUUCUCGUUGAUGCCAAUGCUGGAAGCUUUGCCACACCUAGACCUUCCAAGAGACGCAGAAAUGGGUGGAUUCCUACAAAGGAUUCCCGUUCCCCCAUUCUUUCCUCUCCUUCCCUCACCAUUCCUCCUGGAAUCAACCCAACUCUGUUGCUUGAUUCACCUGUUAUGCUUCUCAAUACACAGGAUUUGCCAUCUCCAACCACUGGUACUUUUCCUCCCAUACAUCAAAUAAAGGACGAACAAUCAUUGUUGAAUCCUGUAAUGCCAGAAGAUGGAAUUAGCCACGGUUGUGAGGAUUCCUACUUAAGGUUCGCACCUCAGGGGGAGCUUUGUACUCUUCAAGGUCUUUUGAGGCUUGAAAAUCGGGAAGCUGAAAUUGAUCAUCAAGCCCUUGAAUCGGAGAAAACGCUGAUGGAUUUUGAAUUCGUACCUGAUGUCCCAAAAGAGGCUUCUGUAUUGAAAUAUGAAAUAGCUCCAUCCACUGACAAUGGUUAUUAUGAUGGCAAGAUUGUUAAUGGCAACUGUGAGAAUAUGGAAAGUUGUCUUUCUUCUAUAACUACUAACCAACCAUGUAUACAUGAAGAAUCGACACAAGGAGAUGACAUUGACACACAACAUCCUUUAGAAGAUGAACAGAAAGGGUCUUAUAUUCCUAUGGGAAUGUUAAGGACAUCAGAAGAUGGAUACAACUGGAGGAAAUAUGGACAGAAACAGGUCAAAGGUAGCGAAUAUCCUAGAAGCUACUAUAAAUGUACGCAUCCAAAUUGUCUCGUAAAGAAAAAGGUGGAGCGAUCUCUUGAUGGUCAAAUAACUGAAAUCAUCUAUAAGGGUGCUCAUAAUCAUGCAAAACCUGAUCCCACUCGUCGAGCCAUGGUUGGAUCUGUGCCAAUUUCAGGGGAUACUCCAGAAAUUGGUGAAGGUGGUGGAAACCAUUUCAAACUUGAAGCUGGGCUGACGUGGAGGAACACUCAAUAUGGGGUGAAGGAUAUCAAACCUAUCUCAAAUUGUAGUGUUGAUGGUCUAGAGAGGACGUCCUCUGUGUCAGUUUUGACUGAACUUUCUGAUCCAUUGUUAAAUCCCCAAGAGAAAACUGUUGGGGUUCUUGAACCGGUAGGAACACCUGAGCUUUCAUCCACACUUGCCAGUCAUGAUGAUGAUAGUGGUGGUGGUGGUGACGAUGAUCUUACAACUCAGGGAAGCAUUUCAGUUUGCACAGAAGCUGAUGAUGCCGAACCUGAAUUGAAAAGAAGGCGAAAAGAGGAGAGUUCAAUUGAGACAAACUUGGCUUCAAGAUCUGUACGUGAACCAAGAGUUGUUGUCCAAAUUGAAACUGAAGUUGACAUACUUGAAGAUGGGUAUCGGUGGCGGAAGUAUGGUCAAAAAGUUGUCAAAGGAAAUCCAAAUCCAAGGAGCUACUACAAAUGCACGAGUGCAGGUUGCUUAGUAAGGAAACAUGUUGAGAGAGCAUCACAUGAUCUGAAAUGUGUCAUUACAACGUACGAAGGGAAACACAAUCAUGAAGUUCCAGCAGCAAGAAAUAGCAGUCAAGUAAACUUGAGUAAUGGCAAUGCCCAACCACCUGCGUCUCAUGUGCAACCGAACAUGGGUUUGUCUAGAAACUCAAACGUCCCAAAGUCCGAAACAGAAAUUCAAGAUCUUGCCACCCAUUUUUAUCCAAAACCAGAAUUUAACCAUGACUAUCAAAGGUCUGGUUGUUUUGACACUUUUACAAACGAUAUGAAACUUGGAGCUCCUCCAUUCUGUCAAAUGAAGUUCCCUCCACUCCGGAACACCUUGCCAUACAGUUCCUUUGGAUUAAGUUCAAAGCAUACUGCAACAGGAAUCUCUGGGUCUUUGGCAUCUGUGGUCUCGGACUUACCGAUUUCUUUGCCACUGAACCAAAAACUUUCGGCUGCUGGUUACGAUUAUACCAAUGGAAGACCAAUACUACCAUUUCAGGUUUUCUUGGCUGGUCAGCAGCUGAGGGAGACAGAUAGAUUCCUCACACCCAAACAGGAGCACGACGAUGAUAACAUCUGUGCUUCAUUCCAGCCAGUUGUUGAUAGUUCGAGUGGAUCUUCAUCGUCAUCGAUUUCAUCAGUUUAUCAACAAAUCAUGGGAAAUUUUACAUAGCUUUUUCAUUCUUCACACAACAGUAUAGGUGUAGUAGUGAAGCUUUUUUUCGUCUUAUUCAUUGUAAUUACUCAUUUAUUCAUAAUUCAAUGCCCACAAAUCCAUAUAGUUUCAACAGUAACUCUGCCUCAAUGCUCUUCAAGGUAAUUCCAAAGUGGCAAAAAAUGCUUAAGUACAAGUAGUUAUGUUAAAUUAACUGAGAACAACAGUAGCCCAGGCUGAUGCUCGACCAACUCCUGUGUAGGCUCUAAAAUAAGUUUCUCAUAGGCAUCUUACGAUCAACCAUGACCCUCAACUCAGUAGAGCUCAAUGUUUAUUUUUGAAAACCUUGUUUUUUUUAAGUCCUACUGUAGAUUACUGACUUGUAACCAUUUCUGCAUUCUUUCAGUUACUGAUGACCAUUACAGAACAGACAAUUCAGGUGAUGAAGAAUGCCCAUAGGAGAUCAUAUCUCUUCUCAGUUGGCUAUUUUGCUUAAUGCGGCUUACCACAUCAGGUGAACAAACAAGGCCCAAGAUCCGUCAUUUCCAGUGACUUAGUUGUCAAGCUCAGGGGUCGCUUUAUAGCAUUCUUAUUUUUUUGUUUGGUUCUUGUUUCCAAUUUUUUGAGGAACAUAAGCGUUUGGUAAUUGUUCCUAUUCCUUGUUUCUCAUUUUUCAUAAAUGUUUUCAAAAAUUUGUUGGAAUUUUGGCAACAAUCUCAAGUGAACAAAAAGUUUUACUUAUUAAUAAAACGUACAAAAACUAUCUACAAAUAAAUUAUAACAGUAGUUUCAAAAACUGAUUUCCAUAUAGAACUUGUACAUUUUUUAAUUUUAAAGUUUGGGAGAAGAAAAAAGGAGAAAUAAGAAAUGAUUUUGUUAUUUUCUCAAAAAAAGAAAAAGUAAAAAAAAGGAACUGAGAAACAAUUACCAAACUCAUAUAUUUUCUUCUUUAUUUAUAAGAGAGCUAUAAGUCUAUGUGAUCUGCUCUUCACUUGCAGGUUAAUGACAAAGAACAUUGGAAUUUUUCCACUUUUAUGGAUUGAUUAAUUUUAAAUCUGUUAUAUUAAUAGGAUUGAUUAAUUUUAAACCAGCUAUAUUAAUAGCUAGUUUAAACAGAUAUGUAUGUAAGGGGUGGUAUCAUAUGAAAGUAAUUUUUUUUCUUUUGUAAAUUCAUUAAAAGAAAACGGUACACGUUACAAGAUGA
This is a messenger RNA of Cucumis melo (muskmelon), 3652 nucleotides long. Its product is annotated as WRKY transcription factor SUSIBA2-like. Bases 301 to 2466 code for a protein of 721 amino acids. Lineage: Eukaryota; Viridiplantae; Streptophyta; Magnoliopsida; Cucurbitales; Cucurbitaceae. The record is from RefSeq and is a predicted model, not a curated record. Gene Ontology annotation, molecular function: DNA-binding transcription factor activity; sequence-specific DNA binding. Gene Ontology annotation, biological process: regulation of DNA-templated transcription. The transcript is spliced from 6 exons.